CAUAUCGUUUGAAAAACGUGUGAUCACACCAAAUGUAAGAACCGUUUCCAAAUAUGGCACAUUGAAAAACGUGUUCCAUCAAGGGCCCCGUCCGACCCCAACACUAUCUCCGAAAGAAAGAACACGCGCCCCUUUGCAAUCUACGGGAGGGUCAUCCAGAUCGAUGCGCUGUAUAAAAGAUGCACGUCUCUUCUCAAACAGCAUUCAGUUUCGGAUUCAAACUUGCUUAGCCAUGUGGAGUGUUGUACUGCUUUCGUUGGGGCUUUUGGCCAAUGGCUCCCGCGGUGAUUUGGGACUGACUAUUACCAUUCCAAAUUUGGUUGCCGACGUGCAGGCUGCAAUCGGGCAAGGCAUAGCACCGAUCACCAACGCUAACUCUACGAUUCAGGUCAAUGUUGGUUCCGAUGUGAGCGGAGCGUUGCAGGCUGUGGUGGCCGAAUCGAACGCGAUAAGCAUCAGUAUUGGUCCAGUGUUCCAGGCUACGCAACUGGCGGCUUCCGACUCGACAAAUCCUCCGUCAGUUGUGUUUGCGAAUCUGUACGGAACGGUGAAUGCUGCCAAGUUGGUACUUGAACAGUCUGCUGGCGUCUUGCAACAGUUUCAACCGGCCGUUAGUGACCGGGUUUACCUUGCUAUCACGAGUAACCUUACAAAGCUGCAAGAUGAUCUGGACGUGCUGACGCUGAACUUAAUUGCGCUGGGAACUGCUGUUAACGUGGUGCAAUUGACCAACAUUAUACCCAUCACCAGUUUGAACGUUGGCAGCAUUGUAACGCCCGCGCUGGUCGCAAGUUUGACCAAUACGCUGAAAAGCCUCUCCACGAGCGUCGCAAAUCUGGGAUUUCUUUUUAACGAUAUUGUGAAACAGACAACCGAUGCAAUUAGCAUCGUGUCCAGUACCAACUCAACGGCCAGUGCAGCAAUUGCCACGCUCGGGACGCAGUUGACUAGCUUUAUCAACUCCGUAGCCACCGUAGGUAAUAGGUUUGGCCUAGUUCUGACAACGCUAUCCAACAACAUCGCUGCCGUGCACUCGCCCAUCACGGGAGCAUCCUCUAGCUUUAACGGCGGAAAUAUCGUGAACUUAACACAAUACUUGAACACCGUUGUGCAGUCCACGCAACAGCUCUCGCAGAACUUAACCACUCUGUUCCAAGAUCUGCAGAACAACGUCCAGCAAACGUUUGUCGAGCAGGUUGAUGUUGCCAUUAAUCAGAUCUACAGCGCCAGCCUAGGACUGGCCCAACGGGCUGGUAUCUCGGAUAGCAUCUUUAAGAACAAUUGCUACCAGAAAUACAACCUGCUGCUUCAGCAACCAUCAGUGCAAGUUUCCCGUCUAAACGCCUGCUUACUGUCAGAAGCUGAUUCCCUUACCAAGAUUCAACAACUGCUUGAUUAUCUUCUGGCCCAGGUGCAAACGGAUGCUACGGCGAUUACGAACAACAAAUUGGCCACUUGCACCACGCUGAACGGGGCUUGCAUUUUGUCGGUAAGUUUUUGUAUCACCCGGCUUCAGAUCCACCUCUUCUCAAGAUCUUCUUUAUUCUGACCAACAGUACUUCUCGGCGUACAAAGACCUGGCUCAGCAAACCAGUAUCCAGCUGACCCUGACCAACGGCUUGAUCGUUACGGAAGCGCGCGCCGUCGCGAACCGGAUCCGCACGUGCGUGGUGGCCUCCGUCGCCGACAUCAACGACAUUGCCCAGCAGAUCCUGGCCAACUUCAACGGAUGUCUGGUGACGGGACAGUAGUGUGCAUGGCUCAGGAUUUUGGAGAAAUAUUAUGUGAAGUGCAAUAAAGUUAUCAAGCAAUUAAAAAAAAACAACUCAAUCCUUUGUGAACGAUGCCUCUAUCACUAGGGGAAAUAUACUCAGUUUAAUCACUAUAAGCCGUUCGACCAUUUCUCAUCUCUUUGUCGUUUUCCGCUAU
This is a messenger RNA of Culex pipiens pallens (northern house mosquito), 1929 nucleotides long. RefSeq lists its product as uncharacterized. The record is from RefSeq and is a predicted model, not a curated record. Bases 164 to 1549 code for a protein of 461 amino acids. NCBI's taxonomy places the organism in Eukaryota, Metazoa, Arthropoda, Insecta, Diptera, Culicidae. The transcript has a single exon.